Pezoporus flaviventris is the source of this 2459-nucleotide messenger RNA. RefSeq names its product stomatin like 1 (gene STOML1). The record is from RefSeq and is a predicted model, not a curated record. Bases 447 to 1682 code for a protein of 411 amino acids. Lineage: Eukaryota; Metazoa; Chordata; Aves; Psittaciformes; Psittacidae. The transcript is spliced from 7 exons. Gene Ontology annotation, cellular component: plasma membrane.
GAGCCGUGAGCCAUGAGCCCUUUCGUCCCUGUGCCGUCAGCAGCCACAUGACAAGCGGACCAGGAAGCGUUAGCAGCAAGCUCCUUCCCUACACAGCGUCCCCACCACGGCCUCCGGUCCCCACGGACACCCCUGGGGUAUCUCCCAGCUCCAAGGGGGUGAGAUUCUGUCUCCCGGCUCGGCUCCUGCGUGCCGGGAAGAUGGGAAGCUCCAGGCUGGGUGAGAGCCCAGCAAGGAAAGCUCCUGAAGGAUGUGGUUUCCUCUAGCCAGCAUCCUCCGUGAUAGGAGCAGGGUUUGUCAGCUCCUCUCCGGAGCACGUCAGGUCUCCAGGCAGGGACGCUGGGUUGGACUGGGGACAGGCAGAAGCCAUGCUGGCUGCAGUGCUGGGAGCACAGAGCUGGGCUUAGGAUGCUCUGAGCACCAGCCCAGUGCAAAGCACCUGCACCAUGUUCAGCCGGUCGGGAUACCAGGCCCUUCCCCUGGGAGACUUUGACCGCUUCCAGCAGUCCAGCAUUGGGCUCUAUAGUGCCCAGAAGGGCUUCUUCUCCUUCGGAUCCAAGCAAGACUCUCUGGGGCCAGCUGGAAAUACCACAGAGUCCUCCCAGGGUUGGCUGUCCUGGAUCUGCCAUGGGAUUAUCACCUCCUUGGUCUUCUUGCUGAUGGUUGUCACCUUCCCCAUCUCAGGCUGGUUUGCCUUGAAGAUCGUGCCCACCUAUGAGCGAAUGAUCAUCUUCCGCCUGGGCCGCAUCCGGGCACCGCAGGGACCUGGCGUGGUCCUGCUGCUGCCCUUCAUCGACCACUGGCAGCGAGUGGAUCUGAGGACAAGGGCCUUCAACGUGCCCCCCUGCAAGCUGACCUCCAAGGAUGGGGCCGUCAUCUCCAUGGGUGCCGACGUCCAGUUCCGCGUGUGGGACCCCGUGUUGUCUGUCAUGAUGGUGAAGGACCUCAUCGCGGCCACCCGGAUGACGGCGCAGAACGCCAUGACCAAGACCUUGAUGAAGAAGAGUCUCCGUGAGAUCCAGGUGGAGAAGCUGAGGAUCGGGGAGCAGCUCCUGCUGGAGAUCAAUGACAUGACCAAGUCCUGGGGCCUGGAGGUGGACCGUGUGGAGCUGAGCAUGGAGGCUGUGCUGCAGCAGCCCCGGGAUUGCCCUCUGGCCGCUGUGCCCCCCGUGCCCGGGCUGGAUGGCACCAUUCAGCAGCUGGCUGCCCACUUCUUCAGCAGCGCCCUGGCUGGGGCAGGCAGCGGGACCGGCGCUCCAGAGGCAGCAGACAGCGUGGAGACCGUGAACGAGACGGAGCCUCCCGCCGCUCCCCUCCUUGCCAGCAGUGCCCAGAGGAAGCCCAGCACGGAUGAGCUGCUCGCAGCAGUGGAACCCAUCCUCUCUGAGGCCCUGGUCAGCCAGGUGGGAGCAUCCUACCAAGUCAACAUCGCCCUGCCCAGCGGCGCCUGGAGCACCUACUUCAUAGACCUCUCCUCAGGCAGCGGCCGGGCUGGCCAUGGCGUGCCCGAGGGCAUCCCUGAUGUCAUUCUGGAGGUGGCAGAGAAGGACCUGCAGGACCUCUUCUCGGGUGACCUGCGCCCCUUGGGUGCCUACAUGAGCGGGAGGCUGCAGGUGAAGGGCGACUUGCACCUCGCCCUGAAGCUGGAGGAGCUCAUCAAGGCGAUGAAGCAGCGUAGAUAGAGCAGAGCAUGCGUGUGGGUGCGUGUCUGUGUGCAUGUGUCUUUGUAGGUGUGCGAAGGCAGGGGACAUGCAGGGGGGCUGCGCAGCGGGGGCCUUGUCCUGCUGGAGCUUCUCCCUGUGGAGGCUGCAGGAGUCGGUGAAGAUGUGAGCAGGGAAACUGAGGCUGAGCUCCAUUGCCAGUCCUUGUCGUUGGCUUUACCUCCCCUGCCCAUCCUUUGCUUACAAUGGGAUGAGAAUCCCAUGAGAAGAUGGGAUGCAGUUGGCACCCCAGCAUGUGCCAGUUUGCUUCCAUGUCCCUUGGCCAAUAUGCCACCAGGGCACAGCCUUGAUGUCCCAGUGCUCCCAUGAUGGGCUGUGUGGCCAGACUGGAAGGGGCAUGAACUGAACAGGUUGGAUUGAGAAGAGCUUGGGGACACUGUGACCAAGCACAGUAGCCAUGGGAUGGGCAGCCAAAGCAGGGCACCAGGGCUGGCUGGACCAGGCUAACGGGAUACUGGCAUCCAUGGGGAAGGAGCAGAGGUGGUGAUUCUGGGAAUGAUCUGCCUUGGAGGUCCCCAAACCUUCCUGACACAGCAGUUUGGAACAAGCAAUUGCUCUAAUUUGUGCUUCAAAGUGCUUUUGCAUGUGUGCUGUGAGGCCUGCCCAUGGGGCAUGUGGACUGUACAUAGGCAUAUAUGGAUACUUAUUUAUUUUGUAAGCUUCCUUUCUAUCAGCUCUCGAUGGACAAUAAACCUGGUCUGCAGCCUUGUGCUUGGGCAGUGAUGGGCUGAUGACUUC